Messenger RNA from Ambispora leptoticha, 878 nucleotides. The record is from the annotation of a GenBank genome assembly. NCBI's taxonomy places the organism in Eukaryota, Fungi, Glomeromycota, Glomeromycetes, Archaeosporales, Ambisporaceae.
AUGAAUGAACGGACUGUAACUUCCCUACCCCACACAAUCGAAGAACUAGUUGACGGAAUUCUCGUGCAAACUGAAGAAGAUGACGAUUCUCUUGACGUUAGCACGAUACAUAAAGAAAAAUCUGAACUCUUGGAAGAAGUGCGUAAAGUAAAAGACGAAAUACAAGGAUUAGAGGAAAAGAUUAGUUUUACACGACGAAAGAAACGAAUGAUAUUGUCGAGAACUACUAAUACUAGCAGUGGUAGUAAGAAUACAAUACAAGAUGAUCGUAUGGAUAUUGAUGAAGAUGAUAGUGGACAGUUUAAUAAUGCACAACAAAGAACAUACAUAGAAGAGGAGGAAAAAAAUUACUCGCCAGCUUCAAUAAAAAGAAUUUAUGAGACCGAUGAUCAAAUCAAAAGACUGGCAUCAUUCACAAAAAUAAAAUUCACAAAAAUUUCGAAUUCACUUGUAUCAGCAACUAACAUCAAUAACGAUAAUGAAGAGCACGUAUUAAGGCGGUACACUUACUUUGGCACUACAUAUGGACUCACAUUCUCGUUGAUCUUUGAUGUUGAUGAGACAAACGUUUGUGUUAAAAAGACGUGGGUCAAUGUCGGGUUUGGUGCUAAAAGCGAGCUUGGCAAAUUUAUAGAAUUUGUAGAACGUGAGAACAAUAUCCAUUUAUUCUUCAAAGGCCUCAUAUCUUAUGCUCGACUAAAUCAGCAACGCACGCGUCUAUUUGAAGCGCUUGAGCGAAAAUACCGUCGGUCGUUAUUGGUUUCAUCAUCAUCGUCCACAAAUAAUGGAUAUUUGGAAUCUGAGAAAAAACGAGACUUUGAUGAUAGUGUCCUGGACGGUGGAAUUACAACAUUCCUGCGAUUUAACGAUAUGAUAAA